Messenger RNA from Suillus clintonianus, 471 nucleotides. RefSeq lists its product as uncharacterized. Bases 1 to 471 code for a protein of 156 amino acids. The transcript has 4 exons. Lineage: Eukaryota; Fungi; Basidiomycota; Agaricomycetes; Boletales; Suillaceae. The record is from RefSeq and is a predicted model, not a curated record.
AUGUUUCCACACCUUGUACCGCUUGCAAGAGUCGCCCGACAGUGGAGGGAGUUGAAGGCCAUGAAAUGGUAUGGAUUUGGGCAUCAUUCUGACAACCUGAAUGCAGGUGAUCUCGCAUUAUUUGGCCCCGCUUGUCCUCAGCCAGGGAUCAAUGUAUCCUUGUCAGGGGAUGAAUCACUUGAUGAGUGGAAAUACACCCAGUCAUUUGUUAUGGAUGGAAAUUUCAAAGCCAAACACCUGCAUCCCAUCAAGCCAUUUGAUGAAGUUUGGCUCUGCAACAAUCACCAGGCAGUAAAUCAAGCAAAUGCGGCUCGGCACAAGCUGGAGUCCACGGGCAUUGGGGGAGUAGCCUGUGCUCAACAUGGUUGCUUUGUUCCUCACUCAAUGGUAGAUUUUCAGAAAGGCGAAAGGCAAGCCAACCCUGCCAUUCAACAUUCACAAGUUAACCAUGCAUCAUUCACAGACAAAUGA